AAUUCAUUAUUAUUUUACCAAAAGUGGAGAAAUGGUUGAAUCCUUUUUAAACAAGAGAAGGGAAACAAAAUCCCAAAACCCAACAAAACAACAGCAAUCUUCUUCUUUGGCUUCACCAGAUUAUGGUUUUCUCUUCUAAUCCUUUAUCUCUAAGCGUUCCCGACCCCACCUUCGACACAUGGCUACGCGACUCCGGCUACCUCGAAAUUCUCGACCAACACUCCUCCUCCGCCGCCGCCGCUCCCUCCACCACCACCACCUCGACAACCACCACCACAACAACAGCCAUUGGCCUUUUCAUUUCAUUCUUUUCCCAUGCUCUAACACUCCUUUCUCUCUUCACUCUCAAUCCCUUUUCUAAACUCACCACUGAUGACUUCUCGGGUCCAACCCCUUCUUGGACCCGGUCGUUUUUCGCGGACCACGGAUCCUACUCGUUUCCGUCCGGGUUUGGACAGGCUAGGCUCCGGGUUAAUGAGAAUGUUAAACGUUAUGCAAGAAACUAUGCCUCUCUUUUCGUUCUCUUCUUCGUUUGUACUUUGUAUCAAAUGCCACUUGCUCUGAUUGGAAUGAUAUCAAGUUUGGCACUUUGGGAUAUUUUCAAGUUCUGUAGUGAUAGGUGGGGAUGGGAUCGAUAUCCGGUGAUUCGGCAAGUUAUGGUCCGUGCAGCUCAAUGUGUUGCUGCAGUUAUUCUGAUAUGUUUAAACGUUCAAAUGGCUCUGUUUUGUGCACUUGGUGUUAGUUAUACAGUUAUGAUCAUGCAUGCUGCAUUUCGAAAGCUGACUCCUGCAAGGCAACCUACGCGCAGUAGAUGAAGUAGAAAAGAGGCAUCAAUUUUGAUAUCUUCUGAUUGGUUUUUGGUAUGAAAAACCUGCUCAUCUACAAGAUAGUCUGGGGCAAGACUUUUGUUCAUUGAAACAUGAAACAUGAAGCAUGAUGUGAUUAUCCUGUUAUUUUGCAGUCCCACUCGUCAUGUGAAGCAAGAAAUGCCCAAUUGCUGAUAUUUUGGAUUCAGUUUUGAUCUUAGACACACAGCUCUGUAAAUUACGUAGCUUAAUAAGUUUUCAGGUGAAAAAAUAGUCAUCAAAGAUCUCAAGCUCCAUCAUCAUGAGAGCUCUAGUAAAAAAAAAUUUGUAGCCCUCUUUUUUUUGUUUUUUUCAAAUGAGAUAUUCAACUGUGGAGAUUUAAGCACAAGAAUUAUGUU
Messenger RNA from Populus nigra (black poplar), 1204 nucleotides. RefSeq names its product PRA1 family protein H-like. The transcript is spliced from 4 exons. Gene Ontology annotation, cellular component: Golgi apparatus; endoplasmic reticulum. The coding region runs from base 123 to 815 and encodes 230 amino acids. Gene Ontology annotation, biological process: vesicle-mediated transport. The record is from RefSeq and is a predicted model, not a curated record. NCBI's taxonomy places the organism in Eukaryota, Viridiplantae, Streptophyta, Magnoliopsida, Malpighiales, Salicaceae.